This is a messenger RNA of Penicillium argentinense, 1707 nucleotides long. RefSeq names its product type 2C protein phosphatase PTC1 (gene ptcG). The coding region runs from base 1 to 1707 and encodes 568 amino acids. Gene Ontology annotation, biological process: protein dephosphorylation. The record is from RefSeq and is a predicted model, not a curated record. The transcript is spliced from 2 exons. Gene Ontology annotation, molecular function: protein serine/threonine phosphatase activity; cation binding. Lineage: Eukaryota; Fungi; Ascomycota; Eurotiomycetes; Eurotiales; Aspergillaceae.
AUGUUCAGUGGCUCCUCGAGCCCACCGAAAGAUAAGACAGAAGCCGUCGUACCCGGCAUCGACACGAGCUCCCUCAGCCUCCAGCCCGAGAACGCCAGCCCUCGCGAGAAGCGCUUCUCCCCGCCCGGCACCGGAUUUUUUCGUCGACAGAGCGACGACCAGGGUCCCGCGGGCGAAAAGAAGCGCAGGAGCAGCACCGUCACCAAGGCGGCGAGCUUCUUUAGCAACGCCAAAAACUCCCUCAGCCUGAACGGCACCCGCGAAGGCUCCUCGUUCAGCACCAGUCCACAGAUCUCGGAGAGUCCUUUUUCGAAACUUGGAAAAAUGGACCCGGCCCUGAGCGUCCCGCAAGGGUCCUUCAACAAUUCAGCUGGAGAAUCGGUCCCCACUGCUCGCUCCUCCUUCCGCGUGGGUGUAACAGAAGAUCGCAAUCGAAAAUGUCGGCGCACAAUGGAAGAUACACAUGCAUACCUGUACAACUUUCUCGGCACUCCCGCCCCAACAAAUUUCGACAUAAAUGGCAAUGAUCCUCCGGGAGGCGCCAGCGAGUCCCAGAUAUCCGACGAUUCGUCAAAUGCAGUGGAAACAGACAAUGGCUACUUUGCAAUUUUCGACGGGCAUGCGGGUAACUUCGCCGCGGAGUGGUGUGGCAAGAAGCUGCAUUUGAUUCUGGAAGAGAUCAUGCGCAAGAGCCCCAGUACGCCCGUGCCAGAGCUUCUUGACCAAACGUUCACCAGCGUGGAUCAACAAUUGGAGAAGCUACCGCUCAAGAAUAGCGGCUGUACUGCCGUCACCGCAGUGCUCCGCUGGGAAGAUCGCGUGCCCAGCUCACAUUCAGCUACCGGAUCUACUGCUCUCGCUCCUGCGGCUGCAGCAGUAAAGGGUGAUGCCAGCUCCAUCGAAACUCCAACCCAAGAUACUGCCUCUGGCGCGUCUGUCCCCAAAUUGCAAGAAAAGGCGGUUCGUCAGCGGGUUCUGUAUACCGCUAAUGUCGGUGAUGCCCGCAUCGUAUUAUGCCGCAAUGGAAAAGCACUUCGGUUAUCAUACGACCACAAAGGAAGUGAUGAGAACGAAGGAAAGAGAAUUGCCAACGCCGGUGGACUAAUACUCAACAACCGUGUCAAUGGCGUUCUGGCAGUCACUCGUGCUCUGGGCGACACCUAUCUCAAGGACUUGGUGACCGGGCACCCAUACACUACCGAGACUGUAAUUCAGCCCGGUGUCGAUGAAUUCAUUAUCCUGGCUUGCGACGGGUUAUGGGAUGUCUGCAGUGACCAAGAGGCUGUCGAUCUUGUCCGCAAUGUGCAAGAUGCCCAACACGCUUCCAAGAUCCUGGUCGAUCAUGCCCUUGCCCGUUUUAGCACCGACAAUCUGUCUUGUAUGGUUAUUCGCCUUGAUGCGAACCGUGUCAAGGACGUAGUCAGCAAUAAGGCAGACCCGAUCGGCGUGGACGGGGACCCAUCAGCCAAUGUGCCUCACGGUGUGAGCGAAGCCGACAAAAUCGUGGAGGGUGCUCGGAGAAGCAUGGCCAGUGCCGGACUCACCGAUAACCCCGAGGCAGCAGAGAAGGCUGGCGAGGAGAUUCUGGAAAAGAUGGCCAAAAACAACGACCAAGAGCCGGGACCCGAGUUGAGUUUAAGUGAAAAUGCUGAGCUGCCCAACGUGGACAUUUUGAGCUCAAGUAACGCGCCCCGGGAUAACAAUUAG